Molecule: messenger RNA, 426 nt
Organism: Pectinophora gossypiella (pink bollworm)
Lineage: Eukaryota; Metazoa; Arthropoda; Insecta; Lepidoptera; Gelechiidae
Product: lipase 3-like
Exons: 2
Coding region: 1-426 (141 amino acids)
Source: RefSeq, a predicted model, not a curated record
AUGUUCCGGAUACCUAAAGAACGUGCUCCCGUGGUGUUUUUGAUGCACGGGUUGCUAGGCAAUGCUGAUGGUUGGAUAUCUGCUGGGCCCAAAAAUGGAAUUGCUUACUUGUUAGCAUCUGCAGGUUACGACGUUUGGCUGGGCAACGCUCGCGGGAACAAAUAUUCGCGCCGCCACAAGUAUCUCUCUCCGGACUACGAUAAGAAACUUUUCUGGAACUUUACCUGGGACCAGAUCGGCCGCUACGACCUGCCGGCUAUGAUCGACUAUAUACUGUACGAGACUCGUCAGCCCACACUCAAAUACGUGGGUCACUCGCAGGGCACCACCACAUUCUUCGUGCUCUGCUCCGAACGACCAGAGUACAACGAAAAAAUCUCGGUCAUGGUUGCGCUAUCAGCCGUCGCCUGGAUAUAUUACGGGUAA